Messenger RNA from Gorilla gorilla gorilla (western lowland gorilla), 2018 nucleotides. Its product is annotated as olfactory receptor 9A4. NCBI's taxonomy places the organism in Eukaryota, Metazoa, Chordata, Mammalia, Primates, Hominidae. Gene Ontology annotation, biological process: G protein-coupled receptor signaling pathway. The record is from RefSeq and is a predicted model, not a curated record. The transcript is spliced from 2 exons. Bases 269 to 1213 code for a protein of 314 amino acids. Gene Ontology annotation, molecular function: G protein-coupled receptor activity; olfactory receptor activity. Gene Ontology annotation, cellular component: membrane.
GAGAGAAGGAAGCAAAGAGAAGGAGAGAGACAGAGACAGUUGGACUCUUUCCUCAGCACUCGUAUUUCUGGACUUUUGCAUAAGCUUCUGUAUAAGGACAGUAUCCUUCACUCUGAACAGAGACAGAAGCAGCUGUUCCUGUCUCCUGAGCAUAGCUCAGCACUAGGUGAGCGAGAGAUAGCAUGGGCUGGUCCCUGGGGAGCAGUAGAACUUUCCAGUCCAGGCUGCUUCUCCGGAGAUUUCACAAGGAACAAGGGCUUAGAACUAAAUGUUGAUGAAUUACUCUAGUGCCACUGAAUUUUAUCUCCUUGGCUUCCCUGGCUCUGAAGAACUACAUCAUAUCCUUUUUGCUAUAUUCUUCUUUUUCUACUUGGUGACAUUAAUGGGAAACACAGUCAUCAUCAUGAUUGUCUGUGUGGAUAGACGUCUGCAGUCCCCCAUGUAUUUCUUCCUCGGCCACCUCUCCGCCCUGGAGAUCCUGGUCACAACCAUAAUCGUCCCCGUGAUGCUUUGGGGAUUGCUGCUCCCUGGGAUGCAGACAAUAUCUUUGUCUGCCUGUGUUGUCCAGCUCUUCUUGUACCUUGCUGUGGGGACAACAGAGUUCGCAUUACUUGGAGCAAUGGCAGUGGACCGUUAUGUGGCUGGCUGUAACCCUCUGAGGUACAACAUCAUUAUGAACAGACACACCUGCAACUUUGUGGUUCUUGUGUCAUGGGUGUUUGGGUUUCUUUUUCAAAUCUGGCCGGUCUAUGUCAUGUUUCAGCUUACUUACUGCAAAUCAAAUGUGGUGAACAAUUUUUUUUGUGACCGAGGGCAAUUGCUCAAACUAUCCUGCAAUAAUACUCUUUUCACGGAGUUUAUCCUCUUAAUGGCUGUUUUUGUUCUCUUUGGUUCUUUGAUCCCUACAAUUGUCUCCUACGCCUACAUCAUCUCCACCAUUCUCAAGAAGAUCCCGUCAUCCUCUGGCGGGAGGAAAUCCUUCUCCACUUGUGCCUCCCACUUCACCUGUGUUGUGAUUGGCUACAGCAGCUGCUUGUUUCUCUACGUGAAACCCAAGCAAACGCAGGCAGCUGAUUACAAUCGGGUAGUUUCCCUGAUGGUUUCAGUAGUAACUCCUUUCCUCAAUCCUUUCUUCUUCACCCUCCGGAAUGAUAAAGUCAUAGAGGCCCUUCGGGAUGGGGUGAAACGCUGCUGUCAACUAUUCAGGAAUUAGCCUUGCUCUGAGGACUUUUACAUGGUAAAGCACUUAGUAUGGAUUCUAGAAUAAUCUGAAAAGAACUUGCUCAUCUUUGAACUGCAUCAUAAUUAUUACCAUUAUCAAAUGAUUUGCAUGCAACAAAAUACUUUUAAGUUACAGCUACGGUUUUUAGUAUGGUUAGUUGUUACUUGAAACUCAGUCUAUUAUUUUUAAGACAUGUCUUGCUAUCUAGCUAUCUAUCUAUCAUCUGCCUUUCUUAAGAUACGAUGAUUUCACAAUUAAACUUUGAAAAAUUAAACGUUAGAGAUAGACUAUCUAUAUAGUCUAGAAAAUAGACUAGUGGUUGCUUAGGGCUGAGGGGAAUGCAGACAUAGGGUAGUGAUAGCUAAGGGGUACAGGCUUUCUUUUUGAAAUGAUGGUUGUAAAUAUCUAUGAAUAUACCAAAAAUCAUUGAACUAUACAUUUUCAAUGAGUUAACUUUAUGGAAUGUGAUUUAUAUUUCAAUAAAGCUUUUGAAAAUAGUAUAUUAGAUCAUGAAGAAGUAUUGUGAAGAAAAGUGAAACAGGAAUGAAAGGGAGUAUCUCUUGCAGGAGUGUUGAAAUUUCAAAUAAGGUUUUCAGGGAAAGAUUGAGAGAGGUAAGGUGGUGAUACAUUCGGAAACUUGUUAAAGAACAUUCCAGGCAUAGUGAGUAAUAAGUGAGAGAUCCUAGGGAAGGCGUAACAAAGAUGCUGAAAUGGAGCGUGCAAAGGAGAAAGCAAUUGCAGUCAGAGUGGUAACUGGAAUGCAGACCAUGUAGAGCCUUGUGAGCCUCUUUUUUUU